UGGGAGUGUUUUUAUACGAAAGAGAUUUGCACACCACAAUCUGAGGAGGUGUCUCUGAACAGUAUAUAAUGAGGUCUUUUUUUUUAUCUGGCAUCUUGUGAUCCAAAAUUAACACCAUCAUCAACUGUCUCGUUAAGAACAUCUGCAGGAAGUCCUGAAAAGGCUCAACAUGAAAAUAACGGUGGCUGAUCUUGUUGUUUCCAGUGGCGUAAGUGAGAGUCCAGCUAUCGAAGACUUAACAAGGUCAACUACACUGUCCUACACCUACACUAUCAGCGUAAACUCCACAGACUAUGAUUACGGUGACGACCCAGAGGAGGACUUUGGGAGGUGUGUGUACGAGCGCCACGGGGCCAACUUUCUGCCAACCCUUUACGCCAUUUUCUUUCUCCUGGGCUUUCUGGGUAACUCCCUGGUCAUCUGGGUCAUUGCUUGUGGCGUGCGACUCCGCAGCAUGACCGACGUGUGCCUCCUAAACUUGGCGGCGUCCGACCUUCUCUUGGUGUGUACGCUGCCCUUCCUGGCCCACCAGGCCAGGGACCAGUGGAUUUUUGGGGAUGCUAUGUGCAAAGUGGUCCUGGGUAUGUAUCACAUUGUCUUUUACUGUGGGAUCUUUUUCAUCAGCCUAAUGAGCAUCGACCGCUACUUGGCUAUAGUACACGCCGUUUACGCCAUCAGAGCGCGGACGAGGUCCUUUGGGAUGAUCGCGGCUGCCGUUACUUGGGUGGCAGGAUUUUUGGCUUCCUUCCCUGACCUGAUCUAUCUCAAAGAGCAGCAAAGUCAUCAGGUUGGCUUUGCCAACAUGUCUCAGUUCUGCUACCCAGUGUAUCCAAAAGCUAACCCUCCAUCCGACGCUCACUUCUGGACCAUCUUCCGCCUUUUCAAAAUGAACAUUUUAGGUCUAUUUGUCCCAGUUGUCAUCAUGGGUUUCUGCUACUCACAGAUUGUGUGGAGGCUUCUGCACAGCCAUUCGUCCAAGAAACAAGCCAUCCGUUUAGUUCUUACAGUGGUUGCCGUUUUCUUCUGCUGCUGGGUCCCCUACAACGUUGCAUCUUUCUUCAAAGCGCUGGAGCUAUUGCACAUCUACACAGAAUGCGAAAGCAGCAAGGCCAUCAGGUUGGCUUUGCAAGUCACCGAGGUGAUUGGCUACUCGCACAGCUGCCUCAACCCCAUCCUGUAUGUGUUUGUCGGGCAGAAGUUCAGGCGGCACCUGUUGAGGUUGAUAAACAGGACGCCCUGCAGGCUGUGUCAGUUGGUCAAGGUCUGCAUGCCUCAGGACAGAAACAGCGCAUCAAUGUACUCACAGACCAUCAGCCUGGACGAGAGGAGCACUGCUGUCUGAGCGGUUUGUUCCUCUUAUUUCUACGAAGCCAAGGACAGAGACACAAGCAUGGUCUUAUGGUACCAUGAUGUUGCAAUAUUUGCUUUACAUGGAAGCAGACGUAUGAAAUUUCACUGCACAUCUAUACAGCUUCAUACAUUUGCUAGUAAUGUAAGCUAAAAAUCGUAUGUAUUUUGGAAUUGUUCAUUCAGUUUUGGAUAUGCAUGGUAAACACGCUGCUGGCUGAAGCUCAGUAAGAAAGUGUGUUGACUAAAACUCUAAAACGUCAGCAUCAGAAGCCAGCCUCAUUUAGUCAUCGGACGGGGAAAUAAACCGCCAGCAAGGCAAAGCAUAAACUUUUCAUACUUAUAAGUGAGAUGAAUCAAAUAUGAUAUUACCUCAGUCAGAACUGAAUCUGUUUUGUGUACCAAACUGUGCAGAGUAAAAAGUGCAGCAGGAAAGGUUAAUGUGGAAAGUUUCAGAGCAUGUAACAGCAGAUUUGCCCCCUUAAACACGAGAAACCACAACCUGACGACAGGAAGAAGUACACAACCACGCUGUCGGCUUAACCUUUGCAGGCUCAGUGCAAAAAGUUGAAGUGCUUUUAUAUGAAGUGAUCUCUUCAAUAUUUCUGCAGAUAUUCAGCUUACAAAACCAGGUCAUUUUUAAAAUCAAUAUCUUCUAUAUGCUAUUAGUCAUCCUGUUCAAUCGAUUUGCAUUAUCGCAAAUAAACAAGUAUUAGGCUACUUCCCCAUCAAAUCCAUAGAGAUGGAGUUAGAAAGUUACUGAACCAAAGUCAGUUUCUUUUUUGCGUCACAUUGUGAGCAUGUGUUGUCUUUGAAUUGAUCAAAGCAACAGUGUGGUUCAGAAUGAGCCAACAAACACAGGCAGAUGUUGUGUAAAGUCAGUAUUGUUUAUGUUCAAUGUAUGAUAUGUACUUUUCAAUAAAAUUGUUCUA
This is a messenger RNA of Pungitius pungitius (ninespine stickleback), 2279 nucleotides long. RefSeq names its product cabz01093075.1 (gene ccr8.2). The transcript is spliced from 3 exons. Gene Ontology annotation, biological process: calcium-mediated signaling; cell chemotaxis; G protein-coupled receptor signaling pathway. Lineage: Eukaryota; Metazoa; Chordata; Actinopteri; Perciformes; Gasterosteidae. Gene Ontology annotation, molecular function: C-C chemokine binding; C-C chemokine receptor activity. Gene Ontology annotation, cellular component: external side of plasma membrane; membrane. The coding region runs from base 170 to 1342 and encodes 390 amino acids. The record is from RefSeq and is a predicted model, not a curated record.